Cynoglossus semilaevis (tongue sole) is the source of this 3939-nucleotide messenger RNA. It is a transcript of the gene efl1, whose product is annotated as elongation factor like GTPase 1. Gene Ontology annotation, biological process: cytosolic ribosome assembly. The transcript has 22 exons. The record is from RefSeq and is a predicted model, not a curated record. Lineage: Eukaryota; Metazoa; Chordata; Actinopteri; Pleuronectiformes; Cynoglossidae. Gene Ontology annotation, cellular component: cytosol; ribonucleoprotein complex. The coding region runs from base 312 to 3644 and encodes 1110 amino acids. Gene Ontology annotation, molecular function: GTPase activity; GTP binding; ribosome binding.
AUGACAGGAAGUGGGCGCGACUAACGCUGCGCAGGAACUUCCGGCAAAACAACGUGUGUCCUGAGCUCGUGAAGUGUGUGUUAUGAGUGACGUUAAUUCACAUUUGAGGUCAGAACAGUAGUUGUAGGAAAUACUGACGGCGUCGUCAGUGACUCGUAUCAGAUAGUGACUUAUCCGAGUGCUUGCACAGUUAUUUAGACACUUGUGGACCCGCUGCGGAGUUUGACUGCCAUGCUGUAGUUGGACGGAGUUGUGUGACAGUUGACUUUUGUCUGUUUCUGUCGCUGCUGCUUCCAGUCCCGUCGUUCACCAUGGGACACACCAGCCUAGAGAAGAUGACUGCGCUGCAGAGAAACCCCUCCAACAUCAGGAACCUCUGCAUUCUGGCUCACGUUGACCACGGCAAGACUACCCUUGCAGACUGUUUAGUGGCCAGUAAUGGCAUCAUAUCCAGUAGACUGGCCGGGAAGCUGAGGUAUUUAGACAGCAGAGAGGACGAGCAGGUCCGAGGAAUUACCAUGAAGUCCAGCGCCAUCUCUCUGCACUUCACACAUGGUGAUCAGGAGUAUUUACUAAAUCUGAUCGACUCCCCCGGUCAUGUGGACUUCUCCUCCGAGGUCUCCACUGCCGUCAGGCUGUGUGACGGUGCCAUUGUUGUCAUUGAUGCAGUGGAGGGAGUGUGUCCACAGACCCAGGUCGUGCUGCGUCAGGCCUGGCUGGAGAACAUCCGACCUGUUCUGGUCAUUAAUAAGAUGGACAGACUCAUCCUGGAACUGAAGCUCACCCCCCAGGAAGCCUACAUCCACCUGCAGAAGAUUCUGGAACAGGUGAACGCAGUGACGGGGUUCUUAUUUACAUCAGAAGUGCUGGAGAAGCGAGCGGAGAAGGAGAAGGCGGAGGCAGAGGAGAAAGAUGACGAAACUGCGGCGGAUGGCGAUCAGGUUUACGACUGGAGUGCUGGACUGGAGGAAGUGGACGACUCCCACCUUUACUUCUCCCCUCUCCAGGGGAACGUGGUGUUUGCUAGUGCCAUAGACGGCUGGGGCUUCAGCAUGCAGCAGUUUGCUCAGCUCUACAGCCUGAAAAUGGGAAUCAAAGCAGAGGUUCUCCUCAAAACCCUGUGGGGAGAUUACUACCUCAACGCGAAAGCAAAAAGGAUUAUGAAAGGAGCUCAGGUCAAAGGAAAAAAGCCACUGUUUGUUCAACUAGUGCUGGAGAACAUUUGGAGUUUAUAUGACGCUGUCGUCACAAGGAGAGACAUGGAGAAGGUGGAGAAGGUGGUGACAUCACUCGGGAUAAAGGUGAUGGCCAGAGACCUGCGGCACUCAGACCCCAAAGUUCUCCUGUCCGCCAUCUGCAGCCAGUGGUUACGGCUGUCCCAAGCUGUUCUCUCCAUGGUGUGUGAGAAACUUCCUAGUCCUCUGGACAUGGCAGAAGAGCGGGUGGAGAAACUGAUGAGUGUCGGUACCAGACGAUUUGACUCCCUGCCACCACAGACUCAAGAGCUGAAAAAAGCAUUCCUCCAGUGUUCCAGUCAGGAAAACGCUCCGGUCAUCAUCUUUGUGUCCAAGAUGUUUGCUGUAGAUGUCAAGGCCCUGCCCCAGAACAGACAGAGGCCAUUAACCCAGGCAGAGAUUUCCCAGCGUAGAGAAAUUGCUCGACAGAGACAUGCUGACAGAAUGGCCGUGGACCAGACGACUAAAAAGAACAAUGAAGACCAAUGUGGGCCAGAACCUUCAGACCUCAGCGCAGCUAAAAUGGAGAGCCUCGCUCUCAGGGACGUGAAGCCAGAGGGGGAGGAGGAGGAGCAGAAACAGACCUUCAUCGCCUUUGCCCGGAUUUACAGCGGCGUCGUCAGGAAAAAACAGAAGGUUUUUGUCCUGGGACCAAAGUAUGAUCCUGGCCAGGGUCUGAGUCUGCUGCCUGAGAACUGCAGCGCGUCAGACUGUGUAAACGCAGUACCUCACCUGUCCUGCUGUUCCAUCGAGGACGUCUACCUGUUGAUGGGCCGAGAACUGGAGGAGCUUGAGGAGGUGCCUGCGGGAAACGUCCUGGGAGUCAGAGGUCUGGAAGAGUUUGUCCUGAAGUCUGCCACCCUGUCAUCCUCCGCCGCCUGCCCGUCCUUCGCUCCGCUCAACUUUGAUGCCACACCCAUUGUACGGGUCGCCAUAGAACCCAAAGGGCCGAUGCCAAAGCUGGUGUGUGGGAUGCGUCUGUUGAACCAGGCUGACCCCUGUGCUGAGGUUCUGAUCCAGGAAACAGGAGAGCAUGUUCUGGUCACUGCCGGAAGGUUUGCGAAGAUUGAAAUCAGCGCCUCAGCGCCCAUCAUCCCCUUCAGGGAAACCGUGGUCCGUACUCCUAAAGUGGACAUGGUGAAUGAAGAUCUGGGGAAACAGCAGAAAGUCGCCAUCAUUCACCAGCUGAAAGACGAGGCCUCGCAGGGUCGUUCAUCAGACAACCUCCAGGUGGACCCCACUGGACUGGUGACCCUCACCACCCCCAACAGACUGGCCACUGUGAGUGUCCGAGCGACCCCCCUGCCCCAGGACUUGACCAGUUUUCUGGAGAAGAACUCCGAACUCAUCCGUACCCUGGAGCAGGUCAACAUGUCCCUGAGAGAGGGUAAAAAACUGGACGUCAGCAUUGGGACCUUGGAGAGCAUCGCUGAACUCAAGGCCCAGAUGGAGAGCAUGCUGCAAGGGAGGAAGUGGAGGAACGCCGUAGAACAUAUCUGGGCUUUUGGUCCACGCAGGUAUGGACCAAACAUUCUGCUGAACAGCGUUGAGGGCUACCAGCGUCCCUCUCUGUGGCAGUGUCUCAGAGGAGAAGACAGUGGUGGAGACAACAGCGGGGGUCUGUCUGCAGGCCUGUGGGACUUCGACACCAGCAUCAUCAGUGGCUUCCAGCUGGCCACUCUGUCGGGGCCCAUGUGCGAGGAACCCCUGAUGGGGGUUUGUUUUUCCAUCGAGAGAUGGGACGUCCAGUCCUCCGCCCCGGCUCAGAAUCAGGACGUAGCAGGGGACGGCUCCAUAUCUCCUGGUGAAGUGGUGGACAGUGGCGUGGUGUCUCGUCCGAAAGAAGACACGACAUCAGGCCUGAAUGAGUCCAAAAGGAGGCCCGAGGCCGCGCUGGCGGACUGUUACGGCCCUGUCUCAGGUCAACUCAUCGCAGCCACCAAAGAAGCCUGUCGUCAGGCCUUCCAGGCUCAGCCACAGAGACUGAUGGCGGCCAUGUACACCUGUGAGAUCAUGGCCACCGCUGAGGUCCUAGGUCGGGUGUACGGUGUCCUUGGAAAGCGCGAGGGCCACGUCCUGAAAGAAGAAAUGAAGGAAGGAACACAGAUGUUCAUCAUUAAGGCCGUUCUACCCGUCGCGGAGAGCUUCGGAUUUGCGGACGAGAUCCGGAAAAGGACGAGUGGACUGGCCAGUCCACAGCUGGUCUUCAGCCACUGGGAGGUCAUUAGCAGUGAUCCGUACUGGGUUCCCACAACUGAAGAAGAAUAUCUUCACUUUGGUGAGAAGGCGGAUUCUGCCAACCAGGCUCUGAAAUACAUGAACGCCGUCCGCCGGCGCAAAGGCCUCUACGUGGAGGAGAAGAUCGUGGAACACGCCGAGAAGCAGAGGACACUCGGCAAGAACAAGUGACGACACAGUGAUAACGGCCACCGUUCUGUACUGGACACUUGGCUCCGCCCUCACGCACAAACCAGUCAGUACCGCGUGGGUCCCGAACCAAGUGUUUGGACUUAAAGCCACAAAGCUGAAGUCCACAGGUGGAGACAGAGGCAGAAAGAGUGGAGACGGAACUUUCAUUUGAUCAUUGACGUCGUGAUUCCUUCAAAGCCGUUGCUACUGUUUACUAAUUUAUCGUGUUGUGACGCUGAUUUCUGGAGGCAGAGUGAAAUAAAAAGUUUUUUUGUCUUUAUCUUUGUGACUCAAA